Molecule: messenger RNA, 1185 nt
Organism: Nerophis lumbriciformis (worm pipefish)
Lineage: Eukaryota; Metazoa; Chordata; Actinopteri; Syngnathiformes; Syngnathidae
Source: RefSeq, a predicted model, not a curated record
AUGACCGCGACCGCCAGGCGCCAGUCGUGCUUUCUAUGUGACCUGCCCCGCAUGCCGUGGGCCAUCAUUUGGGACUUCAGCGAGGCGGUGUGCCGGGGAUGCGUUAACUACGAGGGAGCCGACCGGGUCGAGUUUGUCAUCGACACCGCCCGCCAGCUUAAGCGUGCCCACGGCCUCCACGAGGGCCGAGCGGGGAAGACGCCUACAGCCAAGGAGCACCACCACCCGGCCGGCGGGGAGCUCGCCUCUUCCCGCUACGCGCUAGCCGAAAGGCCGCUGCCUCGCCUGGGCCCGGAGUACCAGACGACGGCAGCGAGACAUGUCAACGGCUUCCCCAAGCCCGACGAGCCCCCGGAGCUAAACCGCCAGAGCCCCACCAACCCGCGACGGGGCGGAACGAUGCCGCCCGGCCUGGUGCCGCUACUCAACGUCGGCGUCCCGCACCACGCCGCGGUCCUGGUGUCCUCCGAGGCGUACCGGGAUAAACACAUGGGUGAUAACAUGGCGGACAAAGGUAGAAGCGCGCGCGAGGUGAUGGGCGUGCAAGUCCUCGACGCCAGGUUCAAGAAUGAGCACAGGGCGAUGUCGUACGAAGGCCCCGCCUCUUACAAGACAGAGCGGGGGAAGAACCCCCGCAGCCUGAAGAGGAAGGCGUCCCCUGAACCCGAAGGUGAAGGCACGGCCAACAAACUGAACAGCGCUGAGGCUCCACCGUGGUUGCAGCAGCCCAGUGAGGCGGUUGGAUCGGUUUCAGGGCCGCUACCCCUCCCUGAGGCCGUCACGCCACCUCAGAAUCCUCAGUCGCCCAUUACCGCACUCAUCCUGGCCACAGACAACGCGUGCGCGCCCAAAGACGGAGCACGGGCACAGCGGAACAGCGGCACCCCGCCUGGGACAGGGGGAGACACAGGGGCGCCAGGUGGCGCUCCGCUUUGCUGCACGCUGUGCCACGAGCGCCUCGAGGACACUCACUUCGUCCAAUGCCCGUCGGUGGCGUCACACAAGUUUUGCUUCCCGUGCUCCCGCGCCAGCAUCAAGACCCAGGGCGCCGGCGGGGAGGUGUAUUGCCCCAGCGGCGGCCGCUGUCCCCUGGCUGGAUCAGACCUGCCCUGGGCGUUCAUGCAAGGAGAGAUCGCCACCAUCUUGGCCGGAGAGGUCAGCGUAAAAAAGGAGCGGGACUCUUAA